AUGAUGACGAGUGGCCAACAACCAGCUGGUUAUAAUUAUCAGGACUAUGUACCAACAGAGGGUAUAUUAUGCCCCAUCUGCCAAGUAAAUUGUAACACGAUACAGAACUUGGAUAGGCAUCUGGAUAUUGAACAUAACGAAGAGGAUUCAAAGGGUGCUUUAUUAUCAUGGUUACGCAGCGCACAAAAGAAGGUUCAAACAUCUUUGGCAACGCCUAUGAAAUCAGGAGUUUCACCGCCUGGCACCUCAUCCUCCUCAUCAAACCUCAAGCAAUGGAUGGAACCUUCGUUGAUGAACAGCUUUCAGAACCUAAGCCUCAGCAAUACCAAUCCCACCUUUUUCGUAUCUGAUACGGACAGACAAGACGACUUUGUCACACGAAAUCAUUGGCAACGUGAAACGGGAAGCGACAAGUGCAAUAUACCAGGAUGUAACAAAGUGGUUGGCAAAUCAGGUGCUGGCAGACAACACUGUCGCAGCUGUGGUAAACUCUACUGUGACUUACACACACAGUAUGAAAUCAAGCUGAAUCGACAAGCACAUCAUGAUCCUGAGCACGGCAUAUGGUGCAAAGUGUGCUCCAACUGCUACAUUGGACGAAAGGGAUACAUGAAUCAUGAUGGUGCCACUCGCAGCAAGACAGCCUUCUUUUUAAAGCAACGAGAAAAGACGAUAGAUAGAGUAUAUUUGGAGAGCAAUCGACUGGAAAAGAGAUUAGAGAAACUAGCGAGAAUACAUCAAUCAACAGAUUCAAAGAAAUCAAACGGCAAUGGGGGUGAUUUGCAGCGAUUGAACUCGGGAUUGCUAUCGCCAUCAAGCGCUUCGUUGAGCAGUUUCACGCUGGAUAGAUCAGACUCUACGUCGUCGAGAGAUAGUCUGGGAAGCAUGCUAUCACCCAAAUCAUCGUUUGUGUCCAACAGCAACAGUAUUCUGAGCAUGAAACUAAAGUACAGAGACGGCGAACAAUCUGUGACGAAAUGGGAAGAUGAUCGUACCGUCAAGGCAUGUCCUUACUGUGAAAACUCGUUUACAUUAAUCAAUCGCAAACACCACUGUCGAUUGUGCGGAAAAGUUGUUUGCGGAAAUGCUCGAUGCUCUAAAAUGAUUCCAUUAUUUACAGACAUGUCAUCCGAUACCUUUGACGAUGAACCAGUGGGCGAUACCCGGGCAUGUCGUGAUUGUCAGCGAUCUGUCUUUAGAAGAAAGUUACGGAACGAAGAAGCAUCUAAGCCAUUGCCCAUUAUUCAGUUGUACAAUCAGCUAUCCAUCACGAGAAAGAACAUUGAAAAGCAACUGCCCAAGUUUCAUGAAACCAUCCUCAUGCUAGAAAAGGAAAAUGUCAAGGCUCAUACGCACGAGAGCUUUAUCAAGGCAGCCAAAAUUCGAAAAUCACUGCUGGACAACUUUACACUCUACGACACACUUGCCAAGAGCAUCAAAACACUGCCCGUGCGGUCCGCCUGUAUGAAGCGACUCCAAGCCAACAUUUGCAAUGCAGCCAAUAUUUAUCUACAACAAAACAUGUUACCCCUUCAAAUGUUACCAAGAAUCUUGAAAUCAGAAAACACCAAGAAGAAAUCUUUAGCCAAGGGCAACACGCAAAAUACCCCUGAGAGAAUAGAAUUGCAAGCACAACUUUCAACUUAUUUAGAGCAGUAUAGUUUAGUGGAGGGUUUUAUCAAGGAAGCAAACGCUGAUAGAAAAUACGAUGAUGUCAAGACGCUGAAAUACAGUCUGGACGAAUUGCAUGCUGAAAUCCUGCGUUUGCGUAAAUUGCUUGGUGAAUAA
Mucor velutinosus is the source of this 1788-nucleotide messenger RNA. RefSeq names its product p24 complex component. The transcript has 6 exons. The record is from RefSeq and is a predicted model, not a curated record. Gene Ontology annotation, molecular function: metal ion binding. Lineage: Eukaryota; Fungi; Mucoromycota; Mucoromycetes; Mucorales; Mucoraceae. Bases 1 to 1788 code for a protein of 595 amino acids.